UCAAAUCCCAUAUAGAAGAAGGAGGGAAAAAAAAGAAAAAGAAAAAAAAAGAGAGAGAUCAGAUGCAAUUGGUUAGUUCCUUAAAACUUAAAAGAGCAGUCGGAUCCCCCACCGUACUGGAUGCCAACCCCAUGAGCGCUACCUCUACUCUCCUAUCGAACCGGCAAAGCCUCUGCAAAACCCUACUUCUCUUCUUGGAAGACCAUCGAUCAUGCUUCGAAUAAUUCGUUCUCGUAAAUUUUCCUACUUUUGCAAGAACAAACAACGACCUUUCUCCUCAAACAUCUCAGCAGACAACGCGAAGGACGCAUCCAUCCUCUCAUCUUCUGCCUCUCUUCUCGCUGAUAAUGGACCCUCCACUCCUUCGCCUGAUCCAGCGACCAAAAAACCAUCCAAUCUUCUAAAGUUCGUUCUUUUUGGUACCCUCACUGGAACUGCGGUCGCUGCAGGUUACGCCACCUACGCAUACACUUUGGACGAAGUGGAUGAGAAGACAAAGGCUUUCAGAGCCUCCACAAACUACACAGUUGGAGACAAUGCAUCUGCUCUUGAUAAAUUCCAGGCUUUGCUUUACUCAGCCUCAAUGAACGUGCCUGCUAAAGCCAUUGAGCUGUACUUGGAUCUAAGGAGGUCAAUUGAAGAUCAAGUUCGGGGUUUCACUGAUCCUUCAUCUGAGAAGCUACUUCCAGAUCUGCAUCCUCUGGAGCAACAUGUGUUUACACUGGUUCUGGAUCUAAACGAGACUUUAGUAUAUUCUGAUUGGAAGCGGGAAAGAGGUUGGCGGACAUUCAAAAGACCUGGAGUAGAUGCUUUCUUGGAACACCUAGCUCAAUUUUAUGAGAUUGUUGUAUACUCUGACCAGCCGAGUAUGUAUGUUGAUCCUGUAAUUGAAAGGCUGGAUGGAAAAGGAUGUAUAAGAUACCGAUUAUCCAGAACUGCAACUAGAUAUCAAGAUGGAAAGCAUUAUAGGGACCUCUCAAAGCUAAACAGAGAUCCUUCAAGAAUUCUUUAUGUGAGUGGUCAGGCACUGGAAUCUAGCCUUCAGUCGGAGAAUUGUGUUCCCAUUAAGCCCUGGAAGCUUGAAGCAGAUGACACAGCUCUAGUAGAUCUUAUCCCAUUUCUUGAAUAUGUUGCUAGAAACAGGCCAGCUGAUAUAAGGCCAGUUUUGUCAUCCUACAAAGGGCACGAUAUAGCAACUGAAUUCAUUGAGCGAACAAAGGAGCACCAGAGGCGGAUGCUAGAACAAAAACAGCAUGGCUUUUUCUGGCGGCGAUGAUGCUGGAGAAAUGAGGACCAAUGCACAUGAGGAUUUAUUUUUUGUAAGAAAUGACAAAUAAUUAGGCAAGCAAUAUAAAUGCAUAUGUUUUAGAGCUGUAGAUUGCGACUCUGUUUAUCCAGUGGAUUUACUGCAUUAUCCUAACAUCACAGGUCAGGAGGUUUGGAUCUUGAGGGAAUAUAUCUAUUUUGCAAAGCAUUUUUCGGCUCCUUGGGAAUGACAAUUUUGACGUUUGUAUUUGAGUUGUACUGCUGUUUACUUCUCCAUUGUAAAAAUUCCUCAGAGGAAACAGUAUCUUACCAUUUGUUGCUUUGCACAGCAUCUCUCUUUUCUUGCUCU
Molecule: messenger RNA, 1615 nt
Organism: Malania oleifera
Lineage: Eukaryota; Viridiplantae; Streptophyta; Magnoliopsida; Santalales; Ximeniaceae
Product: mitochondrial import inner membrane translocase subunit TIM50-like
Exons: 10
Coding region: 212-1276 (354 amino acids)
Molecular function (GO): phosphoprotein phosphatase activity
Source: RefSeq, a predicted model, not a curated record